CACCUCCUGGAGACUUGGACCUUCUCUCUCGCUUUCCUUCCCUUCUUUCUUCUUCUUCUUCUUCGGUUUCAAUUCUCUGAUGCAUCCCUCCUGAUCCAUUCCCACAUCCAAGUUUACCCAAAACACAAUUCAACAUGGCUUGGUUCAGAAAUCUUGCAAGAUUUUCUGCCAUUAACGUAUCCCGGAGACAAGACCCAUUUCUUCUAUCUUCUUUCAAACUUUUCAGUUCCAACAUCAAUACUGAUCCCACUGUAGAAAAACCGUCGGUUGAGCCGGUUCAGUAUUCGGGUUUGGGACCUGCCAAGCCCCAUGAGAAGCCGCGAGUGGUAGUGCUGGGUUCUGGGUGGGCUGGAUGCAGGCUAAUGAAGGGGUUGGACCCUGAAAUCUAUGACAUUGUUUGCGUCUCACCUCGAAACCAUAUGGUCUUCACGCCUCUGUUGGCUUCCACGUGCGUUGGAACUCUGGAAUUUAGAUCUGUUGCUGAACCCAUUGCGAGGAUCCAACCUGCUAUUUCUAGGGAGCCUGGUUCCUAUUUCUUCCUUUCCAAUUGUACUGGAAUUAGCGCAGAUAAGCACAUGGUUCAUUGUGAGACUGUAACUGAUGGUGAACAAGCCCUAGAUCCUUGGAGUUUCACGGUCUCAUAUGAUAAGCUUGUAAUUGCAUUAGGAGCACAGCCCACCACCUUUGGAAUUCAUGGAGUCAAAGAACAUGCAAUUUUUCUUCGUGAAGUUCACCAUGCUCAGGAAAUUCGCAGGAAGUUGCUUCUUAACUUGAUGUUAUCUGAUGUGCCAGGCGUUUCAGAAGAGGAAAAGCGAAGGCUUUUGCACUGUGUGGUUGUGGGAGGUGGUCCCACUGGAGUUGAAUUCAGUGGUGAACUUAGUGAUUUUAUCAUGAGAGAUGUCCGUCAAAGAUAUGCCCAUGUUAAGGAUUACAUCCAUGUUACUUUAAUUGAGGCAAAUGAGAUAUUGUCUUCCUUUGAUGUCCGUCUCAGGAAUUAUGCUACCAAGCAGUUGACAAAGUCAGGAGUUCGUCUUGUCCGUGGUACUGUGAAAGAUGUUCAAGAUCAGAGUAUUAUCCUUAAUGAUGGCACUGAGGUUCCAUAUGGUUUGCUGGUAUGGUCUACUGGCGUUGGACCGUCACCUCUUAUUCACGCUUUAGAUCUUCCCAAAGCUCCUGGUGGAGGAAGGAUUGGUGUUGACGAAUGGCUUCGUGUUCCUUCAGUGCAAGAUGUUUUCUCAAUAGGCGACUGCAGUGGAUUUGUAGAAAGUACAGGAAGACAAACACUUCCAGCCUUGGCCCAAGUGGCUGAGAGGCAAGGGAAAUACUUAGCAGACCUCCUAAACAAAAUUGGGAAAGCAGGAGGAGGGAGAGCAAACAGUGCAAAAGACAUUGAUUUGGGAGAACCAUUUGUCUACAAGCACCUUGGAAGCAUGGCAUCUGUCGGCAGCUACAAGGCUCUCGUGGACCUUAGACAGAGCAAGGAGGCAAAAGGUAUAUCACUGGCAGGAUUUGUCAGUUGGUUCAUUUGGCGAUCAGCCUAUCUUACGCGUGUUGUGAGCUGGAGAAACAGAUUCUAUGUGGCAAUCAACUGGGCUACAACUCUUGUAUUUGGUCGUGAUAUCAGCAGGAUAUGAGACUUCAGAGGUGUAAUCGUUGGGCAACAAUCCUUUGUCUUCUUGUAUUUACGCAAAUAAAUGUGUAUAGCGUAUACAAAGAGACACAAGAAAUAACACAAAUUCACAACAGAUGUAAAGAUCUGAUAUCACAUUUUUUUCCCAUCUCUAUGUUUUCUUCAUUUAGAGGGGUGGGAACUGACAUCUUGGAAUUACAAUCUUCUGCUUACAAGAAAA
Messenger RNA from Neltuma alba, 1850 nucleotides. RefSeq names its product internal alternative NAD(P)H-ubiquinone oxidoreductase A1, mitochondrial. The coding region runs from base 135 to 1634 and encodes 499 amino acids. Gene Ontology annotation, cellular component: mitochondrion. Lineage: Eukaryota; Viridiplantae; Streptophyta; Magnoliopsida; Fabales; Fabaceae. The record is from RefSeq and is a predicted model, not a curated record. The transcript is spliced from 8 exons. Gene Ontology annotation, molecular function: NADH dehydrogenase activity.